This is a messenger RNA of Esox lucius (northern pike), 830 nucleotides long. It is a transcript of the gene eif1axb, whose product is annotated as eukaryotic translation initiation factor 1A X-linked b. Lineage: Eukaryota; Metazoa; Chordata; Actinopteri; Esociformes; Esocidae. Gene Ontology annotation, molecular function: translation initiation factor activity; RNA binding. Gene Ontology annotation, cellular component: cytoplasm. Gene Ontology annotation, biological process: translational initiation. The record is from RefSeq and is marked provisional.
AGUCUGUAAGGAGAUAUUGGCCUGUUUUUCUUUCUGUUUUUUGUUCAUACGGCAGUAAGCGACAACACACCACCACGGGAGUCAGGACAAAAAGAAGGUCUGAGCUGUUAAGAAUAUGCCCAAGAAUAAAGGUAAGGGAGGAAAGAAUCGUAGACGUGGAAAGAACGAGAAUGAAUCAGAGAAGAGAGAGCUGGUGUUCAAAGAGGACGGGCAAGAAUAUGCCCAGGUGAUUAAGAUGUUGGGUAAUGGGAGGUUGGAAGCCAUGUGUUUUGAUGGAGUGAAACGGCUCUGCCACAUCCGAGGGAAGCUCAGGAAAAAGGUGUGGAUUAACACAUCAGAUAUCAUCUUGGUGGGAUUGAGAGAUUACCAGGAUAACAAAGCUGACGUCAUCCUGAAGUACAAUGCAGAUGAGGCCAGGAGUCUGAAGGCCUAUGGAGAGCUGCCAGAACACGCCAAAAUCAACGAGACGGACACCUUCGGUCCUGGGGAUGAUGAAGACAUCCAGUUCGACGACAUUGGCGAUGAUGACGAGGACAUUGAUGAUAUCUAAGGGCUCUCUCUUGUACCUGACGGGAUGUUUCCCCUCCGCUCCCAACAUCAAGACGUCCAAACAGGACGUCCACGUUCUCCAGCAGAAACCCUGAAUUCACACACACACACACAUACAUACACACGCAUUACAUUUCAAGGAGGUUACCUCUUCCUGAUACCAUGACUGCAGCUACUCACGAUCUCAUGUUAUCUUUUUAAUGUGUUGAUUGAUUUCACUCCGAGUGGAAUUUAGUUAUACGUACAGAAUCUCUGGAUUCGCAAUAAAAAGAUAAACCAUU